AAUUCUGACCUGUAAGCUGUACCCACCCAAAAAAAUAAAUCUAUCCAGAUCGUUGGAGCUCAGUUUCAAUGAUUCGAUAACAUCAAUCGCUAAUAUUCAAUAUGCUGUGGCCUAGUUGAUUCAGACUCAAUUACGUAAGAAAAAGAAGCAAACAAAAUUCCGGAACCCCUUCAAUUAAAUAAUAAACUAUGAAAAGGGAUCUUCCAAGAAUUUUGUAUCUGCCUCUUGGCCACAGCAGAUGGCCAAGGGUUUUUUUUUAAUUGGCUCUUGCAAGCAAUGGGUUAUCAUUAGAAGACUAGAAAUAUUGGUCCUUAUGAAUCAGUAGCUCAACCCACAACUCAGAAUUAAGAUUUGCAAGCAUGGAGGAAGAACAAAUUGACAAUCCAUCGAGGGAAAGGCUUCUACCUAUACAAGAAGAUAGGUCAGCUUCUUCUGUAUCUAUAUCUCUGCCUGCAAGGUUGAAACAGAAUUUGGGAUGCAAAAGAAUAUGGUCUGAGGUGAGUGGAUCACUUGGCGACCUGGGCACAUUUGUACCAAUAGUAAUUGCACUCACUCUUGUCAAUGGCCUUGAUCUGGGCACCACUCUAAUCUUUACAGGAAUCUACAAUAUAAUCACAGGGCUAAUAUGGGGAAUCCCAAUGCCAGUUCAGCCUAUGAAAUCCAUUGCUGCGGUGGCCAUAAGCGAGGGUGAUCAUCUCACUAUUCCACAGAUUAUGGCAGCAGGCAUCUGCACCGCUGGAAUACUCUUUGUACUGGGUGUUACAGGUUUAAUGGGAGUUAUUUACCGUUUACUUCCUCUGCCUGUCGUUAGAGGUGUGCAGUUAUCACAGGGGCUGUCCUUUACCUUCACCGCAGUUAAGUAUAUUAGGAAGAAUCAGAAUUUUGCUACUGGUAAGUCAGAGGGAGACAGAGCUUGGGAUGGGUGGGAUGGGCUUAUCUUGGCACUUGUCAGUUUCUGUUUCAUUGUCAUGGUGACAGGUUCUGGUAAUGAGAGGCAAGAAAAUCCGGUUGGGGACGAGGAUAGGGAUUCUGAUAGAGACCGAAGAAAACCCAAUAGAUAUCUGAGAGUGGUAAGUGGUAUUCCCUCUGCUCUGAUUGUUUUCUUGGUUGGGAUCGUUAUUGCUAUUUGGAGACAGCCUGAUAUUCUAAAACAGUUGACUCUAGGUCCAUCAAAACCCCAAAUAGUUAGCAUUUCUAGAAAUGACUGGAAAGUAGGGUUCCUCAGGGCAGCAGUACCUCAGAUACCUUUGUCCGUACUGAAUUCUGUUAUAGCAGUCUGUAAAUUGUCUCAUGAUCUGUUUCCACUGAAGGAGGUGACUGCAACUUCUGUUUCUGCUAGUGUGGGAUUGAUGAACUUGGUGGGGUGUUGGUUUGGGGCAAUGCCUGUAUGCCAUGGUGCAGGAGGGCUUGCUGGCCAGUAUCGAUUUGGGGCAAGAAGUGGGGCCUCUGUGGUGUUUCUCGGCACUUCUAAGAUGGUUUUGGGUCUGUUACUUGGCAGCUCCCUUGUAAAAGUCCUCACUCAAUUCCCAAUUGGUUUAUUGGGUGUGUUACUGCUCUUUUCGGGAAUAGAAUUGGCCAUGGCUUGUCGUGACAUGAAUUCCAAGCAGGAUUCUUUUGUGAUGCUCAUGUGCACGGCUGUUUCGCUGACUGGAUCCAGUGCAGCUCUUGGCUUUGGAUGUGGGAUUCUCCUAUAUAUUCUGCUAAAGCUCAGGCAGUUCAAUUAUGAUGAUGGCAUUGACCUUUUCCAAUCCAGCAGAAGAAAACCCUCAGAAACAAUGGCCUAGUCACUCAAAAGCAAUAGCUUAGUGCAACGUUUUUAUCACUUUCAUCAAUGUCUAUAUGUGUUUAUCGUAGGCAUAGUAAUACUUUAGAAGAUCCACUGAAAGCCAAAGUCACCAAGAGACGGGGUAUUAUGAACAGGGCUAGCAUAUAUAAUGAAUAAUGAUAUUUUGUAGUUGCAAUACACAUAUGGUAACAUUUCUUUGAAAUAUUUUGUAUAUUUGAAGGUUCCUGGAAAUCGGAAAACAGCACAUGAUGGUAUUUCUUAACACUAAAUAGGAAAAGCUGAAUCUUUUCAAACA
Cryptomeria japonica (Japanese cedar) is the source of this 2081-nucleotide messenger RNA. Its product is annotated as molybdate transporter 2. Gene Ontology annotation, molecular function: molybdate ion transmembrane transporter activity. NCBI's taxonomy places the organism in Eukaryota, Viridiplantae, Streptophyta, Pinopsida, Cupressales, Cupressaceae. Gene Ontology annotation, biological process: molybdate ion transport. Bases 360 to 1784 code for a protein of 474 amino acids. The transcript has a single exon. The record is from RefSeq and is a predicted model, not a curated record.